Molecule: messenger RNA, 1530 nt
Organism: Argentina anserina (silverweed cinquefoil)
Lineage: Eukaryota; Viridiplantae; Streptophyta; Magnoliopsida; Rosales; Rosaceae
Exons: 2
Coding region: 311-1111 (266 amino acids)
Source: RefSeq, a predicted model, not a curated record
CCAAAAUCAAACCCCUUGAUCUCAUUUCAAUCUCAAUUUGUGUUCACAGCGAAACUCAGAUUGACAUUUUGAGAUUGAGAGAGAGAGAGAGAGAGAGAGAGAGAGAGAGAGAGAUUGAGGGUUUUGUGAACUCUCCCCAUCUCUCUCCCAUGCUGAUUUUGCCGCGCAAUCACUGAGUUUGCAUUCUAGAAAUGCAUGCUCUUGGCUGUUGUUAUUGACGUAGGGUAUCUUCAGUGCUCUUGGUCAAUUAUUCUAGUACGCACUUGAAGCUAGUGGUAAUGUGUUAGUGAACACACCUGUUGUGGUCAAAAUGUGGAAUUUUGCGUCCAGUUGCAUAGCUGGAAAUGUUGGAUUAAAAAAUGACUCUUUAAGGCCAACACAAGGUACUUCUGAAUGCUGUUCCGAUGAUGAGGGUUCUUCUGGUGUUGGAAGAGAGGAAGGACUAGAGUGCCCAAUAUGCUGGGAAUCAUUCAAUAUUGUUGAAAAUGUGCCCUACGUUUUGUGGUGCGGCCAUACCCUUUGUAAAAAUUGCAUUUUGGGUCUGCAAUGGGCUGUUGUCAAGUUCCCCACUCUACCAAUUCAGCUUCCGCUUUUUAUCUCCUGCCCAUGGUGCAAUCUGUUAUCCUUUCGUCUGGUUUACAGGGGAAACCUGAAAUUUCCUCGCAAAAACUACUUUCUUCUAUGGAUGGUUGAAAGCAUGAAUGGUGAUAGAGUGAAGUCUCAUUCUGCCUGCUCCGGUGAUAAUCAACCAGCCUGGCCGGUGAAUGGAACUGUAUCCACAGGAAGUCAACUGAACCACAGGAGGGGACAACAUAUUCGUCAUCCUGAGCCACCAGGGUUAAAUCAUAAUCAUGGCAUCAUCAAUAAUUACCUUAGUAUGGAGCGCUUGUGUUCCUCCCUUCGAAAGUCACUGUUUUUCUUCCUUCAUUUGACGGCAAAGUUCCCUCUGGUUGUCAUAUUUCUUCUGAUCAUCUUAUAUGCAAUACCGGCCAGUGCAGCCAUAUUGGCCUUGUACAUACUUAUCACAGUGCUGUUUGCUCUCCCGUCAUUUCUUAUCUUGUAUUUUGCAUAUCCCAGUUUGGAUUGGCUUGUGAGAGAAAUCAUCACCUGAGGUACUAUGGACUGCUUGUAUUCAAGCACCAUGAAUAUAAGUUUGCUUCUAAAUGAAGGUGCCUCUUCUCCGUGUGUUUACUUUGCAAUUCGACGACUUUACCUACUCCCAAGAUGCUCCUUUACCGCUGCUCUUCAUCUUGCUGGAAUCAUUCAGUUCUUUUUAGACGUUGGCUCAAGGCGUGUUAGCUUCGCAAGUUUUGCUCAAGUUGUAGAUGCAGCAGUACCAUAAUCUGCCAGCAGAUAGGUAAAUCAGCCCGGACAAGGUUCUUGUAUGUAUGGAGAGUUUGCGUCAGUUUAAUAUAAUUUAUAGUUCUAUGCCUGCAGCCCUGCAGUUCAACCUGGCUCUAUUGCUGGUAGUCUGAUACUGAACAUGAGAUACAUAUAUCAACCAAUUAUGCUUGUUUAUCUCUCCAUAAA